This is a messenger RNA of Onthophagus taurus, 3940 nucleotides long. It is a transcript of the gene NfI, whose product is annotated as Nuclear factor I. Gene Ontology annotation, molecular function: DNA-binding transcription factor activity, RNA polymerase II-specific; RNA polymerase II cis-regulatory region sequence-specific DNA binding. Gene Ontology annotation, biological process: regulation of transcription by RNA polymerase II. The record is from RefSeq and is a predicted model, not a curated record. Gene Ontology annotation, cellular component: nucleus. Lineage: Eukaryota; Metazoa; Arthropoda; Insecta; Coleoptera; Scarabaeidae.
AAAUAAAUAAUUUAAAGGAUGGAUUAUUUGUAAGGAAAAAUAUUGUGGAGUUAUAUUGGAGGCGAUGUGGAGUGUGGUGUUUAGGCGUCGGUCCGGCGCGUCGACGCACAGCGUCGCAGGCGCAAGCUCUCCGCCGGGCGGCGAAACGUUUUCAGUACCUCCAGAAGACGCUCGGCACGAAGAACAUAACACACGCACAUAUACACACACAAAAAUGGUGCGGCUAGUGCUCGUCGACGACGAUUAGCGUUCGUUUCAGUUAAAAGAUAACGACGUCGCGACGCCGAACCAAGGCGCAACAUCGGGUCCGGGAACGUCUUGACGCCGCGUUCGAAUACCAACGAGUUCUCGUAGUUUAGUACACGAAGGUCUGUCGGUUGAUCAGUCGCGAGGAAAGGGUUAGGGGAGGCGAUAAAAAGAGAGAGAGAGAGAGAGAGAAAGAGAAGAGAGCUAGAGAGGGUGUUGUAAAAAAUCGCGUAAACGCGUAAAAGGGUUAAGCGUGUAAAUAACGUGUGAUGCGGAGGGCGAUGAUGCGAGAGUUGAUGGGACUGCAGUGCGCAGAGUGUUGAAAAUCAAUCGCAGGUGGACGGCCGUUUGGUAAUGGGACAGGGUCGGUCUUCAGUCGCCGAACGGUGACCCUGAGGAAUGUUCAUCCCCGACACCCUUCGUAGCUGCAUGGUGGAGCCCGAUGUGUCGUCGUACCUUCAAACCCCGUCCACAGGACAGGACGAAUUUCACCCGUUCAUUGAGGCCCUACUGCCUUUUGUAAAGUCUUUUUCUUACACAUGGUUCAACCUGCAGGCAGCGAAGCGAAAGUAUUACAAAAAACAUGAAAAGCGGAUGUCGCUAGAGGAGGAGCGCCAGUGCAAGGAGGCUUUGCAGAAUGAGAGCGCCGAGGUGAAGCAGAAAUGGGCUUCUAGGCUGUUGGGGAAGCUGAGGAAGGACAUCACCCAGGAGUGUAGGGAGGACUUCGUCCUGAGCAUCACCGGGAAAAGGCCAGCCGUCUGCGUCCUGUCCAAUCCUGACCAAAAGGGGAAGAUGAGGAGGAUCGAUUGUUUGAGACAAGCCGACAAAGUUUGGAGGCUAGAUCUUGUCAUGGUAAUCCUCUUCAAGGCUAUCCCUUUGGAAAGCACCGACGGGGAACGAUUGGAGAAGAACCCCGAUUGUUCCCAACCGGGGCUUUGCGUCAAUCCCUACCAUAUCAACGUUUCUGUUAGAGAAUUGGAUCUUUACUUAGCCAAUUUCAUCAAUAGUCACGAGAUACUAAGUGGGGUGUGUUACAACAACAACAAUAAAAAGGAGGAUGAGAGGAAGACUAAGGUUACAGGAUAUACGCACAACCCGUACAACGGAGUGAUAUGUAACGAUAUAAUUCUAGCAACUGGGGUCUUUUCGUCGAAGGAACUCUGGAAGCUCUCGAAAUCGUCGAUUCUACACGAGUUAACGGAUCCACAACCGACCAUCAACAGCGUGAAGGUUGAACAUCCGGCUUAUUAUUGCAAUAGUUACGCUGAACAGGGUCCCGUUGUUGGAGAUAGAGCCGGAUCAGUUGAUCCAAUGGUAGUUUCGGCAGCCUAUUCGAUGCCACAAAAUACAACGUUGGUUUCGUCGAGUUCACAAUCGGCGAGUCCGAGCACGUUAUUUUAUCAGCACAGUCCUGACACGCAUCAACAUCAACAUCAAAAUCAAGUCAAGUAUCCGGAGAAUGGUCACGACUCCCUCUCGGACUUCGUGUCCUUCGUUUGCCAGGAGACGGACAACACCUCGCAAACGGCGCAGAUGCAAACAAAUAUUUCAAGAAGUCCAAAGCCGCAGUACUUUCCGUCGACGAUGCUACCGCCACCGCCGCUGCCACCGAUGGCGCGACCCGUGGCUAUUAUCAGGUCAACGGGAGAUGUUACGAUGGGGGGAACAAAUUCACCUCCGGCGAGUGUAACACCUCCCGGAAGUGAAGCAUCGCCGGCGGACGAAGUGCCAGAGAUAAGUUCUUCGCCUCCUCUGAGUCCCGGUAGCCACGAAAGGAGGAAAUCGCCAUCGCAGAGGGGAGUGGCGCCAACCAGUAGUCCAUAUUCGCCGAGCCGGGAUUACUCGUCCUUCAAUCACUUCCACGGGCAGCCGGGACAUCUUUUCGGCUACCCGACGAUGGGCGCGAUGUCUGGCGUCAUCAGCCCUACCAACCUCAGUAUGUACUCGCCAGGGGUGACGACGUCCAGGGGUACGCCGCGUUCUAGCGCGAUAGCCCGAUGGAACGCGCCGCUUUUUGCGUUGGACCAAGAGGAUUUCGGGAUGAUCACGCAUCCGGUCGGCGGCGGAGGCGGUUCGGGUGGCGCUGCCGAACCCGGCGCCAUUAUCCUAAUGGAAGACGGCGCCGGGUCCGGCCCCGUUCCGGUUCCGGUGUCGGUACCUGAUCAUGUAUCCCAAUGUUGUACCAGUACAAACCUAAUCUGCGACGCCGACAGGUUCUUCCAGUCGACGGAUCCGUUGGAACACGCCCAGCGCGAUAACGAACAGUUAUCCACACCCAAGUCGCCUUGAAAGUUCUCGGACAACGACUCGACUGCCUUAUGAUCCUGCAGCUUCUUGCCGAUUUUACGUGUGACGGUUCCGUUGGGUUCUCCUUCGUUUCGUAGAGGCUGCUCAAGUAGCGCGUAGGCGUAACGUAGGUCUUAGUCAUAGACUCCGUGCCAAUCGAGGCUGUGCAAACGCUCCAGCCGCCAUCGGCGAGGUCGAAAUUGCGAUAAUCGACGCGCGUUCGAUGUACAUGUCGACUUCGAGACAGAGUCGGUCACGUAGUUUCAAUUCCGUUCCUAUGUUGGGUAGAUUAUCCAGCGGUGCUUGUCUUCCACGACUGCGCUUAUCGUCCGGCGGCGCCCCCUCGCGGCGUCCUCCGCUCGUACAAGCAAUGAGCUGGGUCUGUGCCUUAGUAUUACAAUAAUAUUGAUACCGUAGCUAUAGUUGUUAGAGACUUUCGUAUAUAUUGAGCUUGCUCACAGCGCGACGCCGGCUCAUGGAUACUCAUACGGGAUCCGCGGUAUCCUCGCCCGUGCCUUCUUCCUUUGCGAUCAACCCCGGCUCUCAACGAUCGGAUUACCCCAAAUUGUUGUUACGCACUUUUCAGUUUUUCGAAUCUUUAACGUUUUUCAGGUCAAAAUAACGUUAACUCUUUUCUAUCAUCGUGUAGGUUAUAUAUAAGGGCCGGUCGCUGAGAGUUGCGUGCGGAUCUGCGGGGAAGACUCCGUGAGGAUACUGCGGAGGGAGAAUUGUCAAACGCGCCGACGCGGCGCGCAAAAAUAUACAUAGCUAAUAUGUAUAUAACAUAUUUAUAUACGUAUCUACGAUAAGGAACGUGUAGGGGGGCGUCGGGCCGACCAUCCGUUCGUGGGACACAGCGGCGGAUGUUGGUCUCGGGUCGGCGCCCCCCGGCGCCCAAAAAUCUACUGUGAUUGAGUACCUUUAAAGCAGUUGAGAUGCAGCGAAAGGGCUGCGCGUCCGGUCACCGCGCGGCCUUCAGGUCAACCGCUCGUCUUACCUUCUUUAUCUUCUCACUUCUCUAGUCACGUGUCGACGGAGUGCCCCUGACUGAUAAAAAAUACCCACUCUGCUGAUCCAACUGUCCCGACUAACUCCUCGUACUGCUAUCGGGUCACUCCGGAGGUCAACGGUGUAACUCCGGCUGCUCUUCUGGUCCAUACCCCAUCCACGUACUUUUACUACUCUAGUGUACAUAACAUCCAAAACUUUGUUACUUUAACACGUACUUAUAGAAUCGGGUGAUAUUAUAACCAGUGCCAUAAUAUUGUUGACUCAAUUGUUGGACGUGUUUUCCACGUCGGUAGUGUUGGUUAUUAUUAUUACGGAUAUUGUAGAGAAAAAAAAGCUUAACAAGAGGCGAAUGUAUUACAUUACUUUAAGAUUAAAUCAGAGGGUUUAUUUAAUAGAA